UACAACCAACAGAUUACAAAACACAAACAUAUCAUCAUCUAAUAGUCCUAGCUAGCUAAUUACCCAAUUAAUACACAUAUAUAUAUAUAUAGAGAGAGAGAGUAAUAUAUAUUUUAUGAAAAAAUAAUGGCAAAUGUUAUUAUUCCUGUGAGAUUCAAGAGAAUAACAGAAGCAUUUGAUGAUGAUGCAAGAGCAAGGCUCUGCCAAAGCAGUAGCGGAAGUGACCAUUCUUCCGUCACUGAUCUUUCGGAUCUCGUUGACUCCUUUUUAUUCGAAGAAGCGCCGGCGGAUGAUGAUCGAAACACCAACAAUAAUAUUAUUAAUAGGGAUUGUUUUGAUGACAAUUAUAAUAAGGAGACAUUAUUAGAUGAUAUUAAUAAUAAUGAUGUUGAGAAUUUUUUUGGUACGGAUCCGGAUACUAAGGAAAUGCUGGCCGAUUUGUUACAAGUAGAUGCUCAAGAUCGAGUGAUCAUUGUUAAUGAAGUUUCUGAUCUCAUCAUUUGCCAAAAUAUGGACGGGAUUUUGGAUGAUGGAUUUAAGAGACGGUUGAUGACUAUGUUGAGAACUCGAGGAUUUGAUGCUGGUCUAUGUAAGUCACGAUGGGAGAAAACCGGACGGCAUCCAGCUGGCGAAUACGAGUACAUCGACAUUGUCAUCUCCAACAAUAAUCGUUACAUUGUGGAAGUCUCAUUAGGAUCCGAAUUUACAAUCGCACGGCCAACAAAAACUUAUCAAUCACUACUCGAUAUGAUUCCCAAAAUUACGGUUAUUAAAACAAACGAGCUAAAGCAAGUUACAAGGCUAAUGUGUGCCGCAAUGAGAGCUUCUUUGAAAUCUAGAGACAUGCUUGUUUCACCAUGGAGAAAAAAUGGUUACAUGCAAAAGAAAUGGUUUAGUUCCUUUAAACGAACUACAAACGCUCUGCCAGUGCGGUCACCGUCAUCAGUUUUAGCUGAUGACCGCACUGGUGAAAGUUUUUUAAGUUUUGAGUUUUUACCGGUGGUUGGAUGUAGGAAGGAGGUUGGGAGAACGCAUGUGGUAAGUAAUUUGAAAACGUUGAUGUUGAGUGGCAUGUCAUAGUAAUUAUCAUGUAUUUAUCAGGGUGUUUUGGUAAAUGAAUUAAGAAUCAUUAGAUAAUGAAAUAGUGUUUAUUGUUUGGAA
Molecule: messenger RNA, 1161 nt
Organism: Erigeron canadensis
Lineage: Eukaryota; Viridiplantae; Streptophyta; Magnoliopsida; Asterales; Asteraceae
Exons: 2
Coding region: 127-1080 (317 amino acids)
Source: RefSeq, a predicted model, not a curated record